UGAAAGACAUCCGAUCAGCUGCAACUACACACACACACGUACAUGCAGAACGAGAGAGAGGGAGAUAGAGAGCGCCACACACACACACGCACACACACUGAGGGAACCCCAUCAGCUGGGAGUAGAGUAACAUUACAACUCUGAACACUUAGCAACAUACACAUGCACAGACAAGGUAAAUCACAGGGAUUUUCGUACUUGGAGAAAACAAUUACAUACUAGACGGAUCAGAAGGUUUUGCACUUAUAAGAGAGGAACACAACAUUAACACAAAAAGAUUUUUUUUUACAAAAAGGAAGAAACGAAGACUCAAAACUGGAGAGAAAAGCAUGGAGUAUUUCAUGGUACCAGCCCAGAAGGUGCCUUCUUUGCAACAUUUCAGGAAAACGGAGAAAGAAGUGAUCGGAGGUCUUUGUAGCCUGGCGAACAUCCCCCUGACCCCAGAGACCGCACGCGACCAGGAGCGCCGCAUUCGCCGCGAGAUCGCCAAUAGCAAUGAGCGCCGCCGCAUGCAGAGCAUCAACGCUGGUUUCCAGUCCCUCAAAACGCUCAUCCCGCACAGCGACGGAGAGAAGCUCAGCAAGGCGGCCAUCCUGCAGCAGACGGCGGAGUACAUCUUCUCCCUGGAGCAGGAGAAGACCCGGCUACUUCAGCAGAACACACAGCUCAAGCGCUUCAUCCAGGAGUUCAGCGGCUCCUCCCCAAAGCGGAGACGCACAGAGGAGAAGGACGAGGGUAUUGGCUCCCCGGACAUCCUGGAGGAGGAGAAGGUGGAGGACCUCCGGCGGGAGAUGAUCGAGCUCCGGCAGCAGCUGGACAAGGAGCGCUCGGUCCGCAUGAUGCUGGAGGAACAGAUCCGCUCCCUGGACGCCCACUUGUACCCCGAGAAGCUGAAGGUGAUUGCGCAGCAGGUGCAGGAGCAGCAUGCGCAGACGCAGACGCUGAUGCGACUGCAGCAGCAACACGAGCAGCUGGAGAGAGAGCCCGCCCCACGCAGCCCACAGGUGUUGGCCCCUGCCACGCCCCCAGCCCCCACCCACCAUGCCACGGUCAUCGUCCCGGCGCCGACACUGCCUCCCCCACCCCAUCACGUCACCGUGGUAACCAUGGGCCCGGCAUCCGUCAUCAACACGGUGUCCACGUCACGUCAGAACCUGGACACCAUCGUGCAGGCCAUCCAGCACAUCGAGGGCACGCAGGAAAAGGUGGGCGGAUCCGAGGAGGAGCAGCGCAGGGCGGUCAUCGUCACCCCGGGCCGCCUCCCGCAGGAAGCCGCGGGCUCGGACACCGCCUCCGACAGCGAAGGCCCUGAGGACAAUGCACUGCCCUGAUCCCCCCCGCCCCUGCGACGGGGGGCGUGGUGUGUGAGGCCGAGGGGAGGGGCCUCCGCACGUGUAGAGCACUCUGAUAGGCUGAGAAAAACUGACACACUCACACAGACACCCAGGCAGAUCCAGAGGCAGGAAUUCUCCCAUACACAUGCACACGCGCACAAACAAAAAAACAGGAAAGCGAACAGACAGUCAGCCAGGCCCACAGCACACUACCAACAAAGCACUCGGCAGUCUCUCAUCCACCUGACACCGGUGCACGCCACACCCUCUCCCCGGCCACGCUGACGGGGUCUGCUGGGGUCAGACCUCUGAAGCGAGCCCACACACACACACACCCCCACACACAUAGACACGCCCACAGGCAACUUCCGCAGACAUCGCAAAGGCGAGGGCAUGUGCCCAAUGCACCCCUCUCAACCUCCCCCACAUCAGUU
Messenger RNA from Megalops cyprinoides (Indo-Pacific tarpon), 1768 nucleotides. RefSeq names its product transcription factor AP-4 (activating enhancer binding protein 4) (gene tfap4). Gene Ontology annotation, biological process: regulation of transcription by RNA polymerase II. Gene Ontology annotation, cellular component: nucleus. NCBI's taxonomy places the organism in Eukaryota, Metazoa, Chordata, Actinopteri, Elopiformes, Megalopidae. Gene Ontology annotation, molecular function: RNA polymerase II cis-regulatory region sequence-specific DNA binding; protein dimerization activity; DNA-binding transcription factor activity, RNA polymerase II-specific. The record is from RefSeq and is a predicted model, not a curated record. The transcript is spliced from 7 exons. The coding region runs from base 330 to 1331 and encodes 333 amino acids.